This is a messenger RNA of Betta splendens (Siamese fighting fish), 2863 nucleotides long. RefSeq names its product transmembrane O-mannosyltransferase targeting cadherins 4 (gene tmtc4). Gene Ontology annotation, molecular function: protein binding; mannosyltransferase activity. Gene Ontology annotation, cellular component: endoplasmic reticulum. The record is from RefSeq and is a predicted model, not a curated record. Gene Ontology annotation, biological process: protein O-linked glycosylation via mannose; endoplasmic reticulum unfolded protein response. NCBI's taxonomy places the organism in Eukaryota, Metazoa, Chordata, Actinopteri, Anabantiformes, Osphronemidae. The transcript has 18 exons. The coding region runs from base 521 to 2743 and encodes 740 amino acids.
ACACUGACGUCAGCCAGGAAGUGUUUCACCCUGAGCGUGGGUACUUGUUUACAGUUGUCUGUCGGCACCGCGUAAGGAUUGUUUUGCAUGAAUAAAAAAUAUUGACAUUUUUGAGAAAACUAGUUAAACGGAGAGCGCGUGAUAUCUGCGUAGCUACUACUGUGUGCCGGGCAUGUUUAUGCCGCAUAAUAACGACAGUAGCACGGCAUGCUAAAGUUAACGUUGUGCUUUCCUAGCUUGCUGAAGUUCGUCGCGUUACAUCGCCUCAUCUAAUCGUAUCUGACAGUGAAAUUAUUUGACCUCUCCGUAUAUAAGUGUAACGUGAAUUGCAACCAUGGUUUGUGCAUAAGUCCGCUGGCUUUUCCUAAAUGAACAUUUACUUAUGUUUGCCAACCUUAGUUAGCUAACUAGCAAAGACGCUAACAUGGGGCUUAGUGAAGACAGGUGACUUCUCGUAACGCGUCUCUAAAAAGAUAAGGGACCAGAUAUUUUUGCAGAAUGACCAAAGACCCACUGCAUCAUGGCAUUACCAGAUGUUUACUGGGAUCACCAGAUACCCCUGCCAAAGCUCACCCCGGUCCAGGCCAAGGUCACUGUUGCCCUGGUGGCACUCCUGUGCUUCAUUAACAGCUACGAUGGGGAGUUUGUGUUUGAUGAUUCAGAAGCGAUUGUCAACAAUAAGGACUUGAAACCGACAACUCCUUUGAACAACAUCUGGAGCAAUGACUUCUGGGGAAGCAAUCUGAGUAGCAACUCUAGUCACAAAUCCUACCGACCUCUCACUGUCCUUACUUUUAGGCUCAACUACCUCGUGGCAGGAGGCCUGCACCCUGUUGGCUUCCAUGUGCUGAACAUUGUCCUCCAUGCUGUCAUAUCUGCCCUUAUGAUUGAUGUGUUUGCCAUUCUGAUUGGUGGGUUGGCCUAUGAUGAGAAGGGUGUGAUAUUUAACCACGCUCCCAAGACCUCUCUUCUUGCUGCCCUGUUCUUUGCUGCACAUCCAGUUCACACAGAAAGUGUGGCUGGGAUAGUGGGCCGUGCAGACCUGUUAUGUGCGCUGUUUUUCCAGCUGUCUUUCCUCACCUAUUGCAAAGCUUUCAGAGGGAGCGCCAGAAAUGACAGGUUUUCUGUCCAGUGGGUUGUGGUUAGCCUCACGCUGUGUGCUGCAGCGAUGCUCUGUAAAGAACAAGGCAUCACGGUCCUGGGUGUGAACGCAGCCUUUGAUGUCCUUGUGAUCUGUAAUGUAAAUGUGUAUGAACUCAGCCAGAGGCUGCUCCUUAGGAAGAAUCCACUUGAUGUAUGUGAAAUGUUGCGAACCGGAUUACUUACACGUCUGACCCUCAUGGGUCUCGGAGGACUCUUAAUGCUCUAUGCACGCUGGAGGAUCAUGGGAACAGGACCCCCGGCAUUCACUGAAGUAGACAACCCGGCCUCUUUUGCAGAUAAUUUGUUCCUUAGAAUAGUGAACUAUAAUUACUACUACUCUCUGAAUGCGUGGUUGCUGCUGUGUCCCUGGUGGCUGUGUUUCGAUUGGUCCAUGGGCUGCGUGCCACUCAUUAGGUCGCCGGCGGAUUGGCGGAUGGUGUGGCUGCUGCUGAUGUGGUGCAUCCUGAUAGGCUUGGUAGGCCAAGCCUUAUGCUCACAGGACAGCCAGAGAAGGAGGACACUGACCUUGGGUCUGGUGCUGCUGUUGGUCCCCUUCCUGCCAGCUUCUAACAUGUUUUUCCGAGUGGGCUUUGUCAUUGCUGAAAGAGUGCUCUAUCUGUCUUCAGCUGGCUACUGUCUACUGCUGGCCUACUCUCUGGGGCACUGCUGCUACUGCUGGACCAGAUACAGGAAGCUGCUGUGUGCGUCGGUGUUUGCACUGCUGUGUGUGUAUGUAGCUCGCUGCGCUCUCCGCAGUCACCAGUGGCGGACAGAGCAAAGCCUCUUCUCCAGUGCCCUGUCUGUCUGUCCUCUCAAUGCCAAGGUGCAUUAUAAUGUUGGAAAAAACCUGGCUGACAAGGGAAACAGCACUGCUGCUAUUAGAUAUUACAGAGAGGCAGUCAGGCUUCAUCCCACCUACGUCCAUGCCAUGAAUAACCUGGGGAACAUCCUGAAGGAGCGGAAUGAGCUGAUUGAGGCAGAGCAGCUUUUGUCUAAAGCCGUGUCUAUUCAGCCAGACUUUGCUGCAGCUUGGAUGAACCUGGGGAUUGUUCAGAACAGCCUCCAGAAGUUUGAUGAAGCAGAGCAGAGCUAUUGGAGCGCUAUACGCUUCCGAAAGAAAUAUCCGGACUGCUACUAUAACCUGGGACGCUUGUAUGCUGACCAGAACAGACACGUGGACGCCCUGAACGCAUGGAGGAAUGCAACCGUGCUAAAACCCGACCACAGCCUGGCCUGGAACAACAUGGUCAUUUUGCUAGACAACACUGGUAACUUGGGUCAAGCGGAGCUGAUUGGUCGGGAGGCUCUGAAGCUCCUCCCUAAUGACCACACGAUCAUGUUUUCAUUGGCUAACGUCCUGGGGAAAUUACAGAAAUACAAAGAGUCAGAGGGCUUUUUCCUUCAUGCUCUUCGCAUCAACCCAAAUGCUGCUAGUUGCCAUGGCAAUUUAGCUGUUCUGUAUCAUCGCUGGGGGAAGCUGGAGCUGGCAAAGAAACACUAUGAGCUGUCUCUAACGUUGGACCCCGAAGCUCCCGGGACCAGGGACAACUACAACAUGCUGCGACGCAAACUGGACCAGCUUAAACGCAGCACACCCUGAGGGAGCCCGCCGGGACCCCCGCCUGUCGCAAGGCAAAUUGUCCCAUUGUUUCCAUUUGGUAUGAUUUUAUCUCACUGGUUCUGGCUUUGUACCAUUUGCAAAUAAAGACCAUGAUCUGUG